UACAGACAUGUACAUCUCACAGCCGGGUUCACCAACUUUCUGCCUAACUUAUGUUUAUGGCGACCCGGAUCAGAAGCACAGGAACACAAUGUGGGACACAAUGUCAUUUUGGGCAAAAGCAGGUUUGUACAGAAGUAAGCCAAGGUUAGUAAUAGGAGAUUUUAAUGAUAUCAAGAGUAAUGGUGAAAAAGAAGGAGGCCCUCUGCGAUCUGAAAACUCGUUUAAAGCUUUCCGUCAAAUGUUAAACACAUCUGGUCUUCAUGAAUUAACGACGAUGGGUGGAGUUUUUACAUGGUGUGGAAAUAGAUGAUACUCACACUCAAUCCGAUCAAGAAUUGAUAGAGCAGUAGCCUCCGCUGAUUGGCAAGAUUUAUUUCCAAUGGCCUAUGUACAACUAUUGGACUGGGUUGGAUCUGAUCAUAGACCGCUACUAAUCCAUACAGGUGACAAGAAAUGGAAAGGUGAUCAAUUCCAUGAGGCUCUCAAAAGAUGUCGAUCCUGCUUAUCCAGAUGGAAGACGAAGAAUAACAACAACUCAGCCAAGAAAAUACAAGAUCUUAAGAGCAAGUUGCAAAAAGAGUAUAACUCCAGUCCCCUUGAUCUUAAUCAAAUUAACCUGUUAAAGUCUGCCUUAACACAUGAAUACAGGAUGGAAGAGGAAUAUUGGAAAACAAAAAGCAGGAUCCAAUGGCUUCAAGCAGGAGAUCGCAAUACGAACUUCUUUCACACAAAAACAAAGCAAAGAAGAAAUCAUAACAGAAUCACAGCACUUGCUGAUGCACACGGUAAAAUAUGGACCACUGAAGAAGAAAAAGAGCUCUAUCAAGCGGUUCACACUAUGGCAAGAGAGAAGGCACCAGGACCAGAUGGAUUCAAUCCAGGAUUUUAUCAAGAUCAUUGGGCUACAAUUCGAACAGUUAUGAAGCAGAUGGGCUUCUCUGAAGUAUGGUGCAAUUGGAUCAUGAAGUGCAUCACCACAGUUUCAUACUCGGUGCUCCUAAAUGGCAAACCAACUGGACUAAUAUAUCCUUCUCGAGGCAUACGCCAAGGUGAUCCCAUAUUGCCAUAUAUUUAUUUAUUAUGUACUGAAGCUUUAUCUGCAAUGAUUCAGGAAAGCAUUAGAUUAAAAAGUCUCCAUGGUUUCAAGGCAAGUAGGAACGGUCCAGCAAUCUCACAUUUACUGUUUACAGAUGAUUCUUUGCUCUUCUGCAAAGCCACAGACCAGGAAUGCACAAUAGUACUCAACAUCUUACAACAGCACGAAAAAGCUUCAGAGGGCAGAACAGAAAAUGGACAACUGGUACACCAAGCUUCUCUCCCCUGCAGGCAAAGAGGUGCUUCUCAAAUCAUUUUGGUGGUCAGCCACAAAGGAUAAGCAUAAGAUUCCCUGGAUUGCUUGGAGCAAAGUUACUGAAUCUAAGAAGUUUGGAGGCCUAGCGAUCAGAGACUUAAAGGACUUCAAUAUAGCUCUUUUAGCUAAACAAAGCUGGAGGAUCCUCCAACAUCCAUCCUCACUAAUGGCUCGAGUUUUCAAAGCAAAAUAUUUUCCAAAGUCAAACCUACUAAACUCUACAUCCAAAGCGAACUCGAGCUAUGCUUGGAAAAGCAUCUACCAAGGUACAAAACUUAUAUCUCAGGGAAUCAAAUAUAUGGUAGGCAAUGGUAAACAAAUAAGUGUUUGGCAUGACCAGUGGCUUCCAAUAGACCCACCUAGAGCUGCAGAAGGACCAGGAGCUAGUAUUUAUCCAAAUUUAAAAGUUAGUGAUUUAUUAUCACAAGGAGCAAACGACACUAUCACUUGGAUUCAUAACAAAGAGGGGCAUUACACAGUGAAAUCUGGGUAUUACAUUCAGCAAAAACUAAAAAAGAAGAGAAUACUAUCAGAUGAUACAUGCCAGAGAUGUGGUGAGGAUGUAGAAACAGUCAAUCAUCUCCUAUUCCAUUGCAGAAUAAGUAAGGAGAUUUGGAACCUGACCACAAAUCCACAAAGCACAGCAAUGGAAACAAGUUUCAACUCCUAGCAAUGAAGUUCUGCCAAAUCUGCAAACUACAAACCAUAGGAGUUAUACAACAUUGUUACAAGAAAGCCCCACCCAAUCCAUCUCUCACCAAAACAGCGAGUACUGCUGUUUAGUUGAUGGAUCAUGGAAUUCACAAAAGGAUAAUGCAGGAAUUGGAUGGAUUUUAUACAACAAAAGAGCUCAGAUUAUACUCCGAGGAAUGGCAUCUAUUGCUCCUAUGAAUUCACCAAUUGAAGUGGAAGCUGAAGCUUUAAGGUUAGCA
This is a messenger RNA of Camelina sativa (false flax), 2283 nucleotides long. NCBI's taxonomy places the organism in Eukaryota, Viridiplantae, Streptophyta, Magnoliopsida, Brassicales, Brassicaceae. The record is from RefSeq and is a predicted model, not a curated record.